AUGUCGAAACGCCCCGGGUAUUGGCUUUCCAUCUGUUCAGGUCCCGGACGUGCUUGGAUUCGCAAACGGAUCGGAUCAGACGAAUUCGAAGAAAUUUCCGAGGAGCUACAAGACAGUUGGGCGAAGGCAUUGAAGCUCGAACAUAAUGAACCUGCCUCGAAGUGUGCCGAACCGGAGCCUCAGCUUGCUUGGAAGUAUUGCAACGCUUAUUUCGAACGAUCAGUUGACGGCUUAUUUGGUGCCGUGUAUAGACCAGAAUUCGAGCGAUAUUUACGAGCGCAUCUCUCUGGCAAGCUCGACUACAACGACUCUGCUUGGUAUGCACUUCGCAAUGUAGUGUACGCCGGUGGUUGUCGGAUAUCGCGCUCUGAGGAUGCAAGUGCCAAUUUUGUAGGUGUGCAAAGGGAGGCAUGGGGUUAUUUUCAAAAUUCGCUUUCCGUACAUAGCGAGCUGUUACUGACAAGACCAUCACUGAGGUCUGUCCGAGCAUGGUUAGCAAUGGGCCUUUUUGCGGAUGGCUUAGCAAGCCCGGCUCUCAGCUCUGGGCUGGUAUCUAACGCAGCAUUGCUGGCUCAGUCACUCGGUCUUCACCGUAAAACAGUCGAAAUCGGAUCAAAUAGAGGCUCGGAAGCACUACGGCAGACAUGGCUCUUCUGGGGAGUGUACUGCAGCGAAAAACAUAUCGCACAAAGGUGCGGUCGUCCCUCUGUGAUCGAUGACGACGAUAUUGACUGCGAUAUACCCUCCAUAUUGCAAGCAGCAAGCAGUACCGAGCCAGAAAUGCUCACAUAUACCAUCCAAGCUUGUCAGAUUUAUGACCAAAUCAGCAAAGAGCUGCUGGCCACCCAGGCACUUCACGAGCCUCCUAUGAAGAUGUUUGAUCUUGUUGCGCACUUCGAUACCCAGCUCAGAUUAUUCAAAGAGGCGCUACCCCAACAGCUUCGACCUGUCAGCUGUUUGAAGCAAUUUCACAUGCCGGGCACCAUCAGGAUGUUAGGCCUGAUGACGACUCAUUGCUCUUUUUACGACCUUCUCAUGCUUGUGCAUACUAUAUUUGCGUACCCGUGGAUCAUCGAGUCGUUUCCGAGCAGUUUAGACGCCAGCCUCGCUGUCAAAGUCAAGACACAGAUUGCUGUGAGCUCACAAAUCGUUGCAGACGUUGCACGCAGUCUUAUAGUCAUCGAAAGGAAUUUGGAUAUCGACAGAGCAGGCACUCAAUCAUUCAUGCUCCAUUUUCCAAUGCAUACCUUCGUUGAUCUAUUUGUGUAUGUUAAUGCAAAUCCAGAAAUGCCCUCUGUAAAGUCGGACCUUGCGCAUCUGGAUGUGGCCGCAGUGUACUUUGGGCAAAUGGAGUUUGUGACCGGAUCCAAACUCAGGUUUCCAUUGCACGCGACAUUGCAGCAAUCGCCCGAAAGGUGGUGGACGAAGCUUCAGCAGCGAGCUUGUCAGACGGUCCUGCACAGAGCCUUGGUGAACCGCAAUUUCAUCAUGCUCCAGUAA
Molecule: messenger RNA, 1500 nt
Organism: Cladophialophora bantiana CBS 173.52
Lineage: Eukaryota; Fungi; Ascomycota; Eurotiomycetes; Chaetothyriales; Herpotrichiellaceae
Exons: 6
Coding region: 1-1500 (499 amino acids)
Biological process (GO): DNA-templated transcription
Molecular function (GO): zinc ion binding; DNA binding
Source: RefSeq, a predicted model, not a curated record